CUUUCUAGUACUCAAUCUAGGCAAGCUACCAACCCAUUUUCCAAAACGAAAAACACCAAGGAAAAAUGACGGAGAAGAACUCGCAAACCACCCCAGAUCCUCCUUCAUACGAUGCAGCUGCCGCUGAACAUGGAGCUCUACCAGCAAGAAACGGUCCUCCCCCAGCUGGAAAAGCCCCCUUUCGUCCCUUUCUCCUCGAUCUACCAGUCCUGAACCAAUUGAGAGGAAAGAGAGUUAUAUUAGCAUCCGCCAGUCCACGAAGAAAACAAAUCUUAGCUCCAGUACUUACCUAUCCCAUCCCUCACUAUCUACAAGUCCAAAACUAACCAAACACUUAACUAGCUGGGCCUGAAUAUGGAGAUUACCCCCUCAACCAAACCAGAAGAUCUCUCCAAGGACCUAGACCCUCUAGAAUACGUCAUGCAAACGGCGAUCAAGAAAUGUCUUGACGUCUACCAAGUGGCACUCGAGAAUUCUAUGAAAUCCAUCCCGGACCCCGCACUCGUCAUCUCGGCGGAUACCAUCAUAGUCACCAACACGGGCCGGAUUCUCGAGAAACCCCGUUCGGAAGCGGAUCAUCUUGCGAUGCUGAAGAUGUUGAGGGAUCAGAAGAAUCAUCGGUGUUAUACCUCUGUUGCGGUCCUGGCACCGAGGGAGGAUGCAAGACACCCAGGCUAUAACAUUGAGACGACGGUUGAGGAGACGAAAGUGGUGUUUGAUGAGAAUGUCAGCGAUGAAUUGAUUGAGGCGUAUGUUAAGACGAGGGAGGGUGUGGAUAAGGCGGGAGGCUAUGGGUUGCAGGGGAUGGGCAGUUUGUUGGUGGAGAAGAUUGAGGGGAGUGCGGAUAAUGUUAUUGGAUUGCCUCUGCGUGCUACGCUGGCGCUGAUUGAGAAGGUUGUUAUGGGGGAUGAUGAGGAGGAAGACGAGGAGGAGGAUUUAAUGUAAAGAUCGGGG
Hymenoscyphus albidus is the source of this 954-nucleotide messenger RNA. The record is from the annotation of a GenBank genome assembly. Lineage: Eukaryota; Fungi; Ascomycota; Leotiomycetes; Helotiales; Helotiaceae.